Musa acuminata subsp. malaccensis (wild Malaysian banana) is the source of this 594-nucleotide messenger RNA. RefSeq lists its product as uncharacterized. The record is from RefSeq and is a predicted model, not a curated record. Lineage: Eukaryota; Viridiplantae; Streptophyta; Magnoliopsida; Zingiberales; Musaceae.
CAACCGGCCUAUUUAAAUGCCUUCUCCUCAUCUCCUUCCCGUGAAAGAAAAGCGGUGGAAGGAGGGAUCGGUGGUUCGAGGGGAGCGGCGCUGAUGAAGUCGGACAAGGGCGGGCUGAAGGAGUACUGGAAGCGGCCCGAGCACCGCGGCGGCGGAGACGAGGGGCGACGGCGCCUGUGCCGCGCGGAGCUCGGCGGGGGCGGGCAUCGCCGCCGGUUUUGGCGGCUCAAGAUAUCGCCGCGGCUGGGGUUCCUCCGUGCGACGUCUCCCCAGCGGAUCCUCCCCCAGAUCCGCGACGCCUACGUGCGGAUGAUGCUCCGCUUCGCCAGGGCGACCCCACUCGGCGUCACCUACGGCGGGGGCGGGGGCGGGGCCGGGGCGGCCGGGUUCGCGCGGGAGCCGCUCAGGGAGUACGACGAGAAGGUGCUCGUCGAGAUCUACAAGUCGCUCGUCGCCGACUCGGCCAAUGCGGGAGGCGCGGUCGGUUUGCGGCCAUAGGUGGCGUCAGUCCUCUCUCGCCGUCUCUAAUUUCCGUGGCGCCACCGAAUAAAGAAACUGUGUAUCCUAAAUAAAUAAAUAAAUAAAUUUUAUUUU